CCUCCACGUCGUCGGGGCGGGGCGAGCGUCGUCGCGUCCAGGUGACGUCUCCCGCGGGCGUCGGGCGGGGUCGUCGGCGUCGGCAGCAGUGUCGGCGGUGGCGGCCGGUGGGAAAUGGCGGAGUACUUGGCCUCCAUCUUCGGCACCGAGAAAGACAAAGUCAACUGCUCAUUUUAUUUCAAGAUCGGAGCGUGUCGCCAUGGAGACAGAUGCUCUCGGCUGCACAACAAACCGACCUUUAGCCAGACCAUUGCCCUCUUGAACAUUUACCGUAACCCUCAAAACUCUUCCCAGUCUGCUGACGGUUUGCGCUGUGCCGUGAGCGACGUGGAGAUGCAGGAGCACUAUGAUGAGUUCUUUGAGGAGGUUUUCACGGAGAUGGAGGAGAAGUACGGGGAGGUGGAGGAGAUGAACGUCUGUGACAACCUUGGAGACCACCUCGUGGGGAAUGUGUACGUCAAGCAAGUAUUUGAGAAUGUGGAAGUGUACACUGGAAGCACAUUCCAUGCACACACACCUUCUCAAGUAGACCAGACCCUAGUAGCUGAGGGAGCCGUUAAGCAGGUCACCAUUAAGAUUCGGGUUUAUUUACACAAUGUGUGUCCUCAGAUGGAUAUCCAGGCUUCACGGGCCGCAUAUUUCCAUUGGGGUUUCUUGGUUUUUACAGGUUGGGCAGGUUUCUUUGUGGGGGUAGGGGCACUGCCCUGUGAACCACCAACAGUCAGGCAUAGGUCAAGGUCCCGGUCCCGGGAGCGUCGCUCUCGGUCGAGAGACCGUGGUCGAGGCGGCGGCGGCGGCGGCGGCGGCGGGGGACGGGAGCGCGACAGGAGGCGGUCGAGAGAUCGGGAGAGAUCGGGGCGGUUCUGAGCCAUGCCGUUUUUACGUAUGUCUGCUAGAAAGUGUUGUAGUCGAUUGACCAAACCAGUUCAUAAUGGGAAUUUUUUUUAAAAAACAACAAAAAAAAACAAAGAUGGGUUUCUGAAUAAAAUUUGUAGUGAUACAGUG
Molecule: messenger RNA, 1005 nt
Organism: Vicugna pacos (alpaca)
Lineage: Eukaryota; Metazoa; Chordata; Mammalia; Artiodactyla; Camelidae
Source: RefSeq, a predicted model, not a curated record